AUGAGGAAAAGCUCUGGAGGAACCCAAAUGAAUAAUCUGAAGAAAUCAAGAAUGGCGGGUAACCCUGCAAAUUCCGAGAACUCAAGACCAUCUGCAAGACAAAAGAAAUCUGGGCAUGUUGGGGUUUCUGCCAUCUCAUCCAGUGAUACAGAUUCAGCAUCAUCAACCUUUUCAAAGGAGACCUGCAGCUCCAAUGGGAGAAAGAAACAGUUUCAGGCAAGUCCUCAUACUUCUGAAUCAAGUUUUUGCAGUAGUAUUGAGACUGGGAAAAGAUCAGUAUUUUCAAAGCCAAACUCAGCUUCUGCUGGUCAGAAGUCACCUUUGAAUGCCUCAACAAAAUUGGCUAGAGCAAAAUCCAAGAAGUGUUCCAUGAGGAAACACUCUGAACAAAUCUCUCAACUUCCAGACUUGAGUGUACAAAGAGCUACAUGUUCUUCGGCACUCAAAGGUUCUAAGUCCCCUGACAUCCGGGGUCUUCAGGCAGAGGGAACUGAAUCUGAGGGAAUUUCAUGCACGAAGGUUUGUCCAUUCACUUAUUGCUCUCUUCAUGGCCAUCGGCAUGCCAGUGUACCUCCACUCAAGCGCCUCAUUUCGAUAAGGAGGCGCAUGUUGAAGACUCAGAGGAGCGUGACACCGGCAACUCAACCCCCGGUCAGGGUGAAAAGGUCUGGCAAGAUUAAGGAGGAUCAGACAAAUCAGAUGGUAUGCAAUGGACAUGGUGUAGUUCAUGAAACGACCUCUCCUGUGGUAGAAAAUUGA
Messenger RNA from Prunus armeniaca (apricot), 759 nucleotides. The record is from the annotation of a GenBank genome assembly. NCBI's taxonomy places the organism in Eukaryota, Viridiplantae, Streptophyta, Magnoliopsida, Rosales, Rosaceae.